AUGAUAACUCAAUUUUCGCCGUCUGACCCUAUCAUAUCGAGAAUACUCCUUACUACUUUCUCUGUUUUGCUCUUCACUUUAUUUGCUUUCAACACCCUGCUCCCUUCUGACGAUCCGUAUCGUUGCCAGCCGCUACUGGGAAGCAACGGACGCUAUGGCAGUUGGAUAAAUACUCCGAAUGAGAAUGGCUCUCGGGCACCAUUUACCAACUGGCAGCCCGAGGGUUGCAUGCUGCAUCACUAUACGCCAGAUGAUAUAAAGCAAUGCAUGGGUGAUCGCCCACUCCUUUUUUCCGGCGACUCGACAGUUAGGCAAGUUUACUGGGCAAUGGCACGACUUCUGGAUCGCAAAAUGGCAGUAGAGCUUCGUGAGAACACUGAUCUCCCGAGUAACUACAUAUUCAACCUGAACGGUGUGGAGUUGAGAAGCAUCUGGAACCCCUAUCUUGAGACCUCUGCCUUUGCCAGCCAACUUGAGGUUUUCAGUAAGAAAAAGCAUGGUCUGCAUGAGGAGAGGCUACAGCAUUGGAAUCAAGAGAACCAUGGUCUAUACUCAGAAACACAUGAUGAGGUUCCUGGUCUUGUUCUUUUGGGCGCUGGAGCGUGGUUUGCUCUGAGGCAAUUUAACCAUGUCUCGUAUCCCAGCUUCAAAAGCGCCUUGGACAAUAUCACACAGAUCCUUCACCUCGAAAACCUACCCGACUUUGGAACAGCUCCGAUGGAUGCUCAAGGUAUAGGUGAUGAAGUAUUCAUUGCCCCUGCCAAACCCCCCGAUUACGAUCUACUUCCUAAAUGGCGAAAGGCAGCGAAAGGAUAUCAGAGAGGUGAGCUAGAAGCCCUCAACGAGUACCUGUAUAGCCAGGAAGACAAGCAUCACCUUCGGCUACUUCGAUCCUUUCCCGCACUCUCUUAUCAACAGCCCGAAACUAUGGUUGAUAUAACAGAGACGGGGAUGCAUGUCAUUGAUUCGGUGGCCGAAAUGAAAGCCAAUAUUCUCCUUAAUCUUCGAUGCAAUGCCAAACUCGAUAGAAAGAUUGGUCAUCCAUUUACACGAACCUGCUGUACCGAUUACGGCCAACGCUCAUGGGCCCAUUCUAUUAUGCUUUGGAGCACUUUUGUGUAUAUGACUUUCUGGACUGUUAUGCAGCUUCUUAAUAUCUCUAUACCUACAACGACAAAGCGGUGGAUGCAACCCAGUACAACAGUCGCCACAUUUGCUGUCGCUCUGCUUUACUGCUACUUGGCAGAUCGCACGCAGAUCUUAGCCAAAGGUAACAAAGAGUUUACGCCUCAGGAAGUCCGAAUUCUUGCCUGCAUCUGCCUCAUUAUAGCCUUGGUCACAGUCCGCAAGACCAAGCCUCAUAUAGCUCCUUGUUUUCCACUAUUAUCCAACAGUAAUCUGGCGGAAGACACAAACAUCCUGAGCAAGGAUCAAAUCGAUGAGUGGAAAGGGUGGAUGCUUUUUACCCUUCUCAUCUAUCACUGGACUGGUGCUCCACUCAACAGCCCAGUGGAGAUUCUGAACCGUCUACUUAUUUCUAUCUACGUCUUUCAGAGCAGUUACAGCUAUACGGUAUAUUUUCUCGUCGAGAAGGACUUUUCGUUUCGCUAUAUCGCUGUAACACUCUUACGCCUCAACCUUCUAAGCUGCACUCUCUCUUACACCAUGGGCACAAACUAUAUGUUUUAUUUUCUCCCGGCCUUUAUCAGCUUCUGGUUUCUGAUCACAUACGCUACACUUGCUCCCUAUCGUCGCCUUAAUGAUCGCAGCGAAAUAGUUAUCGGCAAGAUCACAGCAUCGUUUAUUAUAGUAACAGUGAUACUCAACUUCACUCCGGUUUGCAGAGGGCUGUUCAAGCUUCAACAGCUCGUUUUCAGUGGCAAGUGGGAUCACGAUGCAUUCAUUUCCCAGGCGGUUGCCGACGGUGUCGUUCCAUUCAUUGGCAUGUUUGCAGGCGUGAUUCGCCAACACGUCAGACACAGUAGCACUUGGUACACAGAUUACAGAAAUGCUAUCAUUCCAUCGAUGGCAGGACUUCUAGGAUACUCUUACUUCUAUGCCCGUCUGGAAGAUAGGAGUGCGUUUACAUCUCUUUAUCCUUCUGUAUCAAUCAUACCCAUCAUGAGUAUUAUCGCGCUUCGGAAUGCGACAACGACUCUGCGAAACUACAACUCGGCCGCUGCUGUCUGGCUUGGGAGAUACUCUUUAGAACUCUACGCCUUCCAUUUUCAUAUCUUGCUGGCUGGAGAUGGAAGCGGUCUUCUUCUUCUAGAUAACUUCACACGAAAUAAUGGCCUCUUUAUGGGCCGUUGGCGUGACCUUGUUAUUCUACUGCUAACAUACCUCUAUAUCAGCUAUGCAGUUGCUGAAGCGACAGAUGGUUGUACUGGACUGUUGACAGACGCAAAUACAAAACAGUUCAGCACUAUCCAGUCCAUUUUAAAACACCUAAGUAUUAACCUCUGCUUAUAG
Molecule: messenger RNA, 2472 nt
Organism: Fusarium subglutinans
Lineage: Eukaryota; Fungi; Ascomycota; Sordariomycetes; Hypocreales; Nectriaceae
Product: o-acetyltransferase CAS1
Exons: 3
Coding region: 1-2472 (823 amino acids)
Source: RefSeq, a predicted model, not a curated record